AUGUUUGACAUUCUUGCUGAAUUGGCUUUGUUAUCAGAGAGCUUAGAGAAUAGAAACACUUCUAUUGUGUAUGCAGACAAACUGAUAAACAGAUCCGUAAGAUAUUUAGAGCACUUAAAGGAGAAGCCAGGCACGAAAGUUCUGGAAGCACAAAUCGCCAUAAAAGAAGGAAAUUUUGCAUCAGUUGUGUUAAAAACUAAUCCAAAAAUUGUAUCGUUCAAUGGACAGCAACUUAUUUCUAGUGUUAUAAAUAACCUAAAGCAAAGAAUGUUUGUCACCACAUUUGAUGGGGAAGCCCAAUAUGAAGAUCUUAUAAACUCUUUUAAAGUAUUAGAACCUGAGUAUUGGCCAACCUGCAUUCCACCAAGUUUUGGUCAAACUCAAGUAGAGCAACUGUGCAAGAGAUUUAAAUUGAACGUCAACAAAGCUGUCUCUGCCUACAGAGACUAUUUGGACAACAGCCGACAAGUGCCUGAUGGAUUGCAAGAACUGUUAAACUGCACUAAAAUAAUACCUUGCAGCUCAGCUGAUUGUGAACGGGGUUUCAGUUGUAUGAACAAUAUGGUUACACCAUCAAGAAACGCUUUGACUGUUGCUCAUGUAUCAUCAUUGAUGUUCAUAAAAAUCCAAGGUCCACCUCUCCAAGAAUGGCAGCCUGAGACGUACGUCACUAAAUGGCUGAGGAGCCACCGGUCUGCAGACGAUUCCAGGACAAGUGUUGCAGAAAACCCAAAAAAGAACGCAAAGAAGGAUGCAUUUUGGCACUUACUUUGA
This is a messenger RNA of Diabrotica virgifera virgifera (western corn rootworm), 774 nucleotides long. RefSeq names its product E3 SUMO-protein ligase KIAA1586-like. The transcript has a single exon. Bases 1 to 774 code for a protein of 257 amino acids. Gene Ontology annotation, molecular function: protein dimerization activity. The record is from RefSeq and is a predicted model, not a curated record. Lineage: Eukaryota; Metazoa; Arthropoda; Insecta; Coleoptera; Chrysomelidae.